GCAAGUGAGAUCGCCUUUUCUAGAAACAAAGUGUGGGGAUACUGCAGGGUACAAGAUCCUGAUACGAUCUUGAUCUAUGAUGUAUAUUGCGAAGAAAAAUACGCUAAGAUAAUAAUAGCAACUGAAAAAAUAGAAAUUCUUUUUAACGAAAGGAGUCUCA
Molecule: messenger RNA, 160 nt
Organism: Racocetra persica
Lineage: Eukaryota; Fungi; Glomeromycota; Glomeromycetes; Diversisporales; Gigasporaceae
Source: the annotation of a GenBank genome assembly